Molecule: messenger RNA, 903 nt
Organism: Fusarium coffeatum
Lineage: Eukaryota; Fungi; Ascomycota; Sordariomycetes; Hypocreales; Nectriaceae
Exons: 2
Coding region: 1-903 (300 amino acids)
Molecular function (GO): oxidoreductase activity
Source: RefSeq, a predicted model, not a curated record
AUGGCGGGCACACAACCAGCUAGUGGCGGCGAGCACCGAGACUUCGCUCGCGACACUCUCUUUGAUCUCAAGGGCAAGGUCGCUCUUGUGACAGGCGGUGGCUCAGGUAUUGGUCUCAUGGCCACUCAGGCUCUCGCUGUCAACGGAGCCAAGGUUUACAUCACUGGCCGCACAAAGGAAAAACUCGACCGCGUCGUUGAGACUUAUGGCAAGAACAUUGCUGGCGAGAUCAUUCCCAUCCAGGCUGAUGUCGGUAACAAGGAGGGCAUUCAGAAGCUCUACGACGAGUACAAGUCCAAGGAGGAUUGCUUGUGCAUCCUUGUCAACAACGCCGGUAUCUCGAGCAACUCUUUCCAGGUUGAGGCCGAUUCCGCGCAGGAGAUGAAGGAGAACCUCUUCGACAACAAGGAUGCCACUUUCGAGGACUGGAACCAAACAUACAACACAAAUGUUACUGGGCUGUACUUCACCACCGCCGCCUUCCUGCCUCUUCUCCAGAAGAGCAGUGAGAAGCACCAGGGCUGGAGCUCAACUGUCAUCAACAUUAGCUCCAUUAGUGGCUUGAUCCAGAAAUCUCAACAUCACUUUGCGUACAAUGCCUCAAAGGGUGCCGCCGUCCACCUCACUCGCAUGCUGGCUGCUGAGGUUGUCAGCAACAAGCUCAAGAUUCGGGUCAACGGUAUUGCCCCUGGAGUCUUCCCCUCCGAGAUGACCACCGAUGGCAGCGACGAGACCCAGAAGAGCUUCAUUCCCAAGGAGAAGUACGCUGAAAAGGUUCCCGCUGGACGGGCUGGCAAGGAUCAGGAUAUGGCUGCCACUGUGCUUUUCUUUGCCACAAAUCAGUACCUGGUUGGACAAACACUUGCCGUUGACGGAGGCUACACCAUUGCCGCUGGUCAGUAG